Messenger RNA from Tyto alba (common barn owl), 2016 nucleotides. It is a transcript of the gene BEND4, whose product is annotated as BEN domain containing 4. Lineage: Eukaryota; Metazoa; Chordata; Aves; Strigiformes; Tytonidae. The record is from RefSeq and is a predicted model, not a curated record. The transcript has 5 exons. Bases 617 to 1726 code for a protein of 369 amino acids. Gene Ontology annotation, molecular function: DNA binding.
UCAAAAUGCUGUUGAUAAAUGUGGCACCUACAUUUCUUUACAGAAUCAGAUGAUGCCAUGGGAAACACUCAGCUGUUUGGGAGAUGAUAUACAAGGCCAUAUUCACAGCAAAGCCUUCUGGGCUUUGAUGAGCAGAAAUUUGGAUUUUCUCCUGCCCCUGUAGACUGUACUAACCGGGAGCUAGAGAAGGCUUCAGAGUUUGUCACUGAUUCAGGUCUGUGCUAAAAAAAAAAAAAAAAAAAAGAUAGUUAAGGAACUGCUGUUUGUGCACCGAAGUUCCGUCAAGUCCCUGUCCCGUUGCCUGCACAACCAGGCUUUACUUCUACUGUAGGUUCCUAUAUGGGUCCCAGUGUACCCUUCUUUCAGCUAAGAAUUAAGUACCAAGCAAAACAGAACAGGAGAAAACAAACCAAAAACUUGCUACAGUGUGCAGAAGUGGGAUUUUGUACAAGUUGUUACCAGAGGCUGAUAAAGCAAGAGGUGAGGCUUAGACCCCCUGGGCAUUUUAAUCCCUGAGGUACGGGCGCUUUGCUGAGCUCUGGACCGAUCCUUCCUGCUCGGUGAUGGAGAGCCGCCAGGCGCCUGGUGUUGGAGGAGCCGUAGCACCGAGAGUCGAAUGAUUCUGGAUGCCUUUGCCCAACAAUGCAGCCGGGUUCUAAGUCUCUUAAAUUGUGGUGGAAAACUACUGGACAACAAUCACUCUCAGUCCAUGAUUUCUUGUAUAAAGCAGGAAACCCCAAAUUAUAGUGAAAGACAAGAGCAAUGUCAGCUUGGGAAAAUGGUCCAUAGUCAGACGUCAGACAUUUUAGACAUAGAGAUGCAGUAUAUGCAAAAGAAACAACAAACCUCAGCCUUUCUGAGAGUUUUUACUGAUUCCCUUCAGAACUAUUUGCUUUCUGGGAGCUUCCCUUCUCAGAACACCUCAUCAGUAAAUGAUUUUAGCCAUUUGGCAGAUGUGGAUCCACUUUCAACCUCUCCAGUACACACUUUAGGUGGAUGGACAUCUCCAGCAACAUCUGAAUCUCAUGGUCACCCGUCAUCUUCUACACUUCCAGAGGAGGAAGAGGAGGAAGAGGAAGAAGGUUACUGCCCUCGGUGUCAAGAGCUAGAGCAAGAGGUAAUUUCAUUGCAACAAGAAAAUGAGGAACUUCGUAGAAAAUUGGAGAGCAUUCCAGUGCCCUGCCAGACUGUUUUAGAUUAUUUGAAGACUGUACUUCAGCAUCACAACCAGCUUUUGGUACCACAGCCAGCAGACCAUCCGACUGAGGGGAGCAAGCAGUUGCUGAACAACUAUCCUGUCUACAUCACUAGUAAACAGUGGGAUGAGGCUGUAAAUUCUUCCAAGAAAGAUGGACGACGGCUCCUUCGCUAUCUCAUCAGAUUUGUUUUCACAACCGAUGAGCUUAAGUACUCAUGCGGCCUUGGAAAAAGGAAAAGGUCAGUGCAGUCAGGAGAGACAGGUCCUGAAAGACGUCCUCUGGAUCCAGUAAAAGUAACAUGUCUCAGAGAGUUCAUUAGGAUGCAUUGUACUUCCAACCCGGACUGGUGGAUGCCAUCUGAAGAGCAAAUAAACAAGGUAUUCAGCGACGCAGUAGGACACGCUCGUCAAGGGCGUGCAGUGGGGACUUUCCUUCACAAUGGGAACUCGUAUUAUGAAGGGACUGACCAUCCAGGAUCACAGGACGAAGUCUUCAACAGAGGUAUGCAAGAUGGAUCUGGCGAUUGAUGGCAGAGAGAAGAACCUCAUACAACAGUAGCAACCACUUAAUUUAGGAGAGACUAUUUGUUAUACAUACUUACCCUGCUGUCAUUUAAGAGUCCAAAGCAUGUUUGAACACAUACUACAUAUAUUUCAGCUUCUCUAUCUUACCAUGUCCCAGUUAACAGGAAGAAAUCCAUUUCAAGACCUGUUCUAUGGGACUUCUCAGUGCCUAUUAUUUGCAAAUCCUUCAUAGCACCCUCAAAGGGAAAAUACAGUUUAUUUCAUCUAGUUCUAUAGGAAAGGUCAUUUAAAAA